Messenger RNA from Pieris macdunnoughi, 1704 nucleotides. NCBI's taxonomy places the organism in Eukaryota, Metazoa, Arthropoda, Insecta, Lepidoptera, Pieridae. The record is from the annotation of a GenBank genome assembly.
AUGCUUAGUAAAAUUAUGUUCGAUGUUAACAUCAACGUUGGCUAUUCUUUACAACCAAAUAGAAGCGAAUAUUUUGCGCACAACAUUUUAAUAUUAGCUGAUCUAUCGUGUCAGGAAACAAAUGUGUUUUUGAUAAGGGCCAGCGCUCAGGGAUACUUCAAAUCACCAUACAGAUGGCUUCUUUUAAACACAGAAGGAAACAACUUUGAUGUAUUGGAUCAGCUGGAUAUGCCACUCAACAGUGAUGUAGUAAUUGCUAAUAUUGGCUUUGAUUCAACAGUUUUCAUUGAAGCUUACAAAAUACGAGAUAAUUCGGAAGUAAUUCUUUCGACUAGAGGCGAAUGGCGGACUGCCAGAACAGAAUUAAAUUUUAAUAAAACUUUAAUUAUUUACGAAAAUGACAAAGAUGAAAAUAUAAUUCGAAAAGACUUGGCGUUUGACGUUAAAAUAUUAUCAAGAAGACGGAGUAAUUUACGACAAUACCCUCUCACAAUGGCGAAUGUUAUCACCGAUAGUAAUAAUACUAAACAGCAUUUGGAUGACAGGCUAUACUUACACCAAGAUUCUAUAACAAAAAUGAGUUACAUGGUUGUCAAGAUUUGCUUUGAGAUGCUGAAUGCAACUGAACGCCUGAUUUUCACACCCACCUGGGGAUACAAGGAUAAGAAUGGAAACUGGCAAGGAAUAGUGGAUCACCUCCUUAAAAAGGAAGCAGAUCUCGGUACAUUAACAAUAUUCACCCAAGAGCGUAUGAAAGUGGUUGACUACAUCGCUAUGGUGGGCUCAACGGCAGUUCGCUUUGUGUUUCGUGAACCUCCUCUAUCAUUACUUCAGAAUAUCUUCACUCUUCCUUUCACGGGUGCUGUGUGGAUGGCAAUUGUAGUAUGUGUGCUGAGCUGUGCACUCUUCUUAUAUAUAGCCUCGAAAUGGGAGGCUACUGUGGCUAUGCACCCAAUGCAGUUAAAUGGAUCCUGGGCUGAUGUUCUUAUAUUAAUCAUUGGCGCUGUACUGCAGCAAGGAUGUACCCUUGAACCGAGAUACGCUGCAGGCCGUUGUGUCACAUUACUUUUAUUCGUCGCAUUAACAAUUCUCUACUCAGCAUACUGUGCCAAUAUAGUUGUGCUACUACGAGCUCCAAGUUCAUCUGUUAGGAGUCUACCAGAUCUUCUAAGCUCACCGUUGAAGCUGGGAGCAAGUGACUUUGAAUACAAUCGUUAUUUCUUUAAGAAACUGAACGAUCCUAUCAGAAAAGCAAUCUACGACAAGAAAAUCGCACCCAAGGGAAGGAAACCAAACUUUUACAGCAUGAAAGAUGGUGUAGAAAGAAUACGGAAGGGCCUUUUUGCAUUCCACAUGGAGCUGAAUCCUGGAUAUAGAUUAAUUCAAGAAACAUAUAAAGAAGACGAGAAAUGUGAUCUUGUUGAAAUCGAUUAUAUUAAUGAAAUCGAUCCUUGGGUUCCCGGCCAGAAGCGAUCGCCAUACAAGGACUUGUUUAAAAUCAACUUCAUCAAAAUCCGCGAGACCGGUGUACAAGCCGCCAUACACCAUCGCCUGCAUGUUGGAAAGCCACAUUGUUCGGGGACCAUUUCCGCAUUUAGCAGCGUCGGCUUCAGUGACAUGUAUCCAGCUAUUAUCACCACACUAUACGGAAUGUUACUGGCACCAGCUGUGCUCGUGCUGGAAAUAAUGUAUAAGAGACUGUAA